AGUAUAUUCUUUGUUAGUGUACUAUAAGCGAGUAUUGCGAGUAGGUAACGCAAAGAGUAUAAUAUAUGGGGAAAGGUAACGACUACGAGAUAGCAUUCUAAAAGGGCAAUUUAUUUCAGAAAAGGUUUAGUAGUCUAGAGCACACAAAGAAUACAUAUACUCUAAAAAGAGAGAGGUAUUCUGCUACCGCGUUAUCGGGUGAAAACAAAAGCAGCAAGCAUAAAGAGUUAAAAAUGGCACCAAAUUUCAGUAAAAAUGCAAUUCUAACAGGACUUUUGCAUUAUUACUGUUUAGUUUGUGAAUAUCACUUCCAAAGUGAGGAUGAUAUUGUAUUACAUAUAGCGAAAUUAACUCAUAAGGAAAAUUUGGAAAAGACAUGUUAUGAUAUUGAAGAUGAACGUAUAAGAAAGAUAAAGCAAUGGUACUUUUGCGAGUUUUGCAACGAUUUAAUAAAAACAAAGGCCAAAAUACGAUUGCAUAUUGCUGAAGAUUCACACUUGAUUAACAAGUUUCGUCAGUCUUUGUUACGAUGUGAUUAUGGCAUCCUUGCGUAUGGUGUUAUAGCCAUCAGCAAUAGUGCCUGGAGUGGUUUAUGUGGAGGUACAUGUCUAAUCUGCAACUGCGAAUAUACAGAUGAAAAACAACACAUAGACGAAUCUAUGCAUAUCAUCAAUUUAAUUAAAAAUAACAUUAAAUGCGAUGCUCAAUAUAAUAUCUAUCGUUUGAUUGAUGCAACUUCUUUUCAAUGUUUGACUUGCAAUUCUCUGGAAUCAAUUACAACUAUAAAUUCUCAUUUUACGCAUGAUACUCAUAAAAAAUUAUCCGAAAAUUGUAGACAGACAGCUAAAUCCCUUAAAACUAUGGCCAUUACUAAAAUGUUACCUGCAAAUACUGAAUUGAAUACGAAUAAUUCAACAGAAAACAUUGAUUUGAAUGAAAAUGGUUCAACAGAAAACAUUGAAUUAAAUGAAAAGGGUUCAACAGAAAACAUUGUAUUGAAUGAAAAGGAUUCAAUAGAAUCGGAAUUGAAUGCAAAUAAAAUAGAUAAAUCCAAGGAAGGACAUGAAAUCAAGGAAAGUAAACAGACAAAAAGAAAAACUUCGAGAAAUGCAAAUAGUAAUCAAAAUCCAAUUAAUGUCAAAUACUGCAACGUAGAAGAACGUGAAAAAAUGAUUUUGAAGGUAUUAAAGACGCAGGAUUAUUUUGUACCUUAUAAAAAUGAUAGAAUGAUGUGUGUCAUAUGUGAAUGGUCUAUUGACGCAAGUUGCAUUCAAGAACAUCUCACUGAAUCACACCAUGAAAGUUUGCUUAAACUUCAUAAAGAACGUAUACAAAAAUUAAAGAAUUCUCCACCAUACAACUAUAAAACAAACGAAAGUAACGAAAACGACUCAAAUGUUGACUCUAAGAUGAAUGAUAAAGACACAUCCGACGAUCGUUCUAACAUCUUGGAUUCGUUAGAGUUUUUACAGAAAAACAGUAUCAAUGUUAACUUUGAAACAAAUAACGUUAUGUGCAAGAAAUGCUCAAAAUCAAUUGACUUUAAUUUAAAAUGCAUUAAAAUGCAUAUUAAUAAGCACAAAUCCACCAGUAGUGCAGACACGAUACAGAAAGAACAUGGAAGGUUGUCAAAAGACGAAAUAGUCGCAAAAGAUGCAUUGCCACAAAAACCAGCAGAAAACACAAGUUCCGUAACUCUUAAACAUAAAAAAACGGAGAACUCACCUAGUCAAGAUGACUUGGAAAAAUUUGCAAAAGAUAAUAAGCUGAAAUAUAAGCCUGGAGGUAAAGACGUAUUCUGUGAACAAUGCAGAACUAGAGUGCCACUCACUCUAAACAACAUGAGGGAGCAUAUAAAUGGUAAUGCACAUAAGUCGCGGGAUGAAUCUGUAAAGAAAAUGAAAAACAGAAAAGUGGAAACUGUCGUAAUAACUGAUUUCAUCAAUGAUAUCACUACAGUUACAAAAGACCUCAACAUGGAUUUCGUUAUUAAUGGAGAAUUUUGCAUAACACUAAGUAGCAUGCUUUUAAUUAAACGUUGUGAAAAUUCCUACUCAUUUCAAUGUUUAAUAUGUCAUGAAAUUCUAAAUGCGUCAAGCCUUUUCGUGAACGUAAAUUUUUUAACAGAUCACUCACAGAAGCAUUCAAUUUUGGACAAUAUACCUGUGGUGAGAAGUAUACCUUCAGAGUUUAUUCGAGUGUUAGAGGCACGAAAUUGUUACCACUGCGGUUAUUGCAAUGAUGUUUAUUCUCGGGACAAGUUGGAUGAACACUUACAAUCGAAUGGACACAAAGAACACAAGAAUUUCGCUAUGUAUCGUUUGGAGCAGUACCUACCAGAUAUUGUACUGAAUCAAAGGACACAAGAGCAAGAAAGAUUUUUCUGGAAUGUCCUUUUUAAACAUAUGAUUAUGUCUAAUAUUAUGUCUAAUCAGCAUUAGGACUGUACUACUAAGGACUGGACUAAUAUUAUUAUAUGGACUGGACUAAUAUAAUUAAUUAUAUUCAGACUGUUUUUGAAAAAUUUUCUUCAAAAUUUUUUUUUGUUUGAUAUAACUAAAAAUAUAAUUUCAAAAAAAUUGUGUAAACGUACUACUCUUGGUACAAUUUUUCUCAUCUAUUUUUCUUAUUUUGUUAGUUUAACUUUUUUUAUUUUUCAAGUAAGUAAGUAUUAUUAGUUUUAGUUUUCCAUUAUUAUUAAGGUUAUUUUUUUUUUAUUUAUCGAUUUCUCUCAAAGUAAUAUAAUUUCGUUAUUAUAAUUUCUUAAAAAAUGUUUUUUUUUUAUUUAAUGUUAAGUAUAAUUUUUUUUUAGUUUUCCGUUACUCCUUAUCCUUAAUUACUUAGCUGACUUAAUUUUUUUUAUUGAUGAAUAUUAAUACUUACUUAAUUAAAAUAUAAUACUUAUUUUGAUUUGAUAGUUGACAACUUAAUAAAAGGUUGAUAAAU
This is a messenger RNA of Colias croceus (clouded yellow), 2946 nucleotides long. RefSeq lists its product as uncharacterized. NCBI's taxonomy places the organism in Eukaryota, Metazoa, Arthropoda, Insecta, Lepidoptera, Pieridae. The transcript has 5 exons. Bases 234 to 2441 code for a protein of 735 amino acids. The record is from RefSeq and is a predicted model, not a curated record.